Molecule: messenger RNA, 1502 nt
Organism: Ruditapes philippinarum (Manila clam)
Lineage: Eukaryota; Metazoa; Mollusca; Bivalvia; Venerida; Veneridae
Product: heparan sulfate glucosamine 3-O-sulfotransferase 5-like
Exons: 1
Coding region: 220-1266 (348 amino acids)
Molecular function (GO): [heparan sulfate]-glucosamine 3-sulfotransferase activity
Source: RefSeq, a predicted model, not a curated record
AUUGCCUUAAGGUUAAUAAGAAUGUUUUCAUGAAAAUUGUAUCUAUUGAGAUAAAAUCUAGUUGAUAACAUUUUUUACGUUACCAAUAAUUAAAACCAUUGAAAAAUUGUUCAAACCAACAUGCAUGCAAAUAUUUCAACAUAAACAUACAAGUCACUGAUUUAUUUCUGAUGUGUUCAAAUCAAAUUAUUGUGAUUCAUACUAUGAACAAUUUUUAUUAUGAGAUUCUGUGCUUUUGUUUUAAGGAUUCAAAAAUGUUUAAGAAUAUCAAACACAUUCAACUUAGUGACUACGACUGUGACCAUUACAUUACUGUGGACAGUUUUAUUUUAUCAUAUUUUUCGUGGUCCAGUCUAUGUGUCAGUGUCAAAGAUCAUGUCGUCUGCUAUUGAAAAUAAUUACACCAUUUACCGGACAUUUGAUAAAGUAAACAUUAUUGAAAUGCCAGUUAUUUUAGGCCGGAAGGAUAUUAGAGGAUAUGGGAACUGUAUUCAAAGGAAACCGGAAGUUGUGAUGAUCGGAGUGCCAAAAUGCGGAACUGGUUCUGUGCGAACUUUUCUAAACGAGCACCCUUAUGUUGCCAUGGAGAUGAACUCGGAGGGAGUUCAGUAUUUUAAUUUAAGAUAUAUGCGUGGACCGGAAUGGUAUCGGCAUCAGAUGCCAUGCAGUACACAUGACCAGCUUACAAUUGAAAAUUCUCCGCAAUAUUUUAUCAGCGAAGAAGCCCCUGAGCGUAUGUUUAAAUAUAAUCCAAAAAUGAAACUGAUUCUUACAGUUCGAAACCCAAUUUCAAGAUUAGAAUCCGAGUUUGUUCAAAUGGCAGUCGGACGUCCUCAAUUCUUAACAGGAACUACAAUAGACGAAAACGUGAUUGAUCCGGAAACUGGUAAAGUAAAUCGCAGAAAAACAUUAGUGUCAAAAUCUAUUUAUAUCAGAUAUCUUAAGAAAUGGUUGGAAUAUUUUCCCGUAGAGCAAAUACAUAUUGUUGAUGGUGACGAAUUUGCUAGAAAUCCAUCAGAAGAACUAAACAAAAUAGAACGCUUUCUAAAUGUUGAGAAGUUUUUCAAAAAAGAACAUUUUGCGUAUGUGGAAAACAGGGGUUUCUUUUGUUUACAAAGAAAGCAAAGUGUCGAGUGUUUAGAAAAAGGAAAAGGAAGGCUUCAUCCAUAUAUAAAUCCUAAUUUAAUGCGAAAAUUACAAAACUUUUACGCACUAUUCAACGAGGAACUAUUCACAACAUUUGGUAGACGUUUUAAUUGGGCAUAAUUUUAAGUUCAUUAAAAGUGUCGCUAUCUCAUUGCUCAAAACUGCCUAAACGUGAUCAGGUCUGCAGUUAAAAACUAUUUUCUUUCCUUUUUUUUGUUAAUGUAAUGAAUUAUUUCUUUCCACUGCUGGAGCAUAUAUUAUAUCGAAUUAUAUCAAUAUUCGAAAUUCUAAAGAAGAAUAUAUUUAAGAAAUAACAUCGGCCUGAGAGGUGUAUAUCGGCUAUUUAACACCGGUUU